This is a messenger RNA of Dermacentor silvarum, 3873 nucleotides long. RefSeq lists its product as uncharacterized. NCBI's taxonomy places the organism in Eukaryota, Metazoa, Arthropoda, Arachnida, Ixodida, Ixodidae. Bases 516 to 1868 code for a protein of 450 amino acids. The record is from RefSeq and is a predicted model, not a curated record. The transcript is spliced from 8 exons.
GGCGUCGGGGCGUUGUCGUCUGCUGCAGCCGCUGCCCGUUGCAGCGUGUGAGAAGCGGCUCUUGUUCCACGCUUGCGAUUCUCUGCUGGCUUCUCGCGGCAAAGCAUUUUCGUCGGCCGAGAGCAGCUCGCUCCGGCACCAGCGCCGCUUCGCCUCUUCUCUCUACGCUCGAGGAAAGCCAGACAGCCGGUGGGCCGAUCUAAAGCGUCCGAUCGUUCUUCGCUCGCGCUGUGGAAGGCCAAGUCAGCGGCGCUCACGUGCCCUAGCGCAGCGGCCGCAAACGUCGUCGCGCGGCAGCGCGUGCGGGUGUGUGUUCGCGUGACCGUGUUCUUGGGUCGUGCUCGCGCUGACUGCCGUCGCCCAGCGAUCUGACCUGAACCGCACGGCAGGAAGAGGUUGCCCGCUGCCCCUGCCAGUGAGAACGCGGCGGUUUCAAAAGAACGUCGCCGGCUAUCUGUGUUGAGUGCGUGCGUGUGCCGAGGCGGGAGUUUUUUUUUUUUAUCGUCGCAUCGACCAUGCUGACUCUGGAAGCGACGCCGAGCGUCCGACAGCUAAGCGCCUUGGCAGCGUGGAUGGCGGGAGUACCGAGGUUUCGUCCGUUCGCCUACAAAUGCCGCCGCUGCAUGGCUUCUCAGCCUCGUCGUCCGUCGGUGGCCGCCACCCUGUCGUGCCGCACCUCGCGCAGCCGUUGGCCGUGGCAGCUGCAACCAGCGCAGCAACCGUCAGCGGCCGCCGCGGUGACACGGUGGCGAGGUGGCUGCCGGCCGACCGUCCUCUGCCGCUGGGCGCACACCACGAGCUCGCUUCGGGACGACGACGACGCGGCCGGGGCCGUUGGAACGGCGACGCUGCAGGACCAGUGGCCCUACCGCGAGCGCAACAUCACCGUCACCACCUGCGCCGACCUGUACAAGUCGUGGCGGGGCACUCGUCGCGGCUACUCCAGCGCGCCCACCAACGGCCUUCCCGUCCCGGUCUCCUUCGUGCACACGGGCAUGGACCGCUCGGAGCGCGCCGGUCCGACGCCGGCGGCCCAGACCGAAGGCAGGCCCAGCCGUAGGCCCGUCGUCGUCAUCCUGGCCGGCGCGCCUGGGAGCUACAGGGACUUCGUGCACCUGAUCCCCUUCCUGGACCGGCAGGGCGUCGACGUCGUGUCGCCGGCCUGGCCAGACCUGGCCUUCAGCCGCCAGUCUGGGUGCUGGUGGCACUCGAGCGCCGAGAAGACCGACCUCGCCCUAGAUUUCCUCAGGGCCGUCGGCGUCACUGAGUGCGACAUGUUGGUCGCUCACAGCAGCGGCGCCUACCCCGCUAUGCGCCUCAUCUGCCGGGAGGACGGCCUCAAGGUCAAGAGCCUGGCACUGCUCGCACCGGCAGGCUACAGCCAGAUCAAUGUGAUGCGGCCGGACUGGUUCACCUCGCUGCUGGGCCGCCUGUACCAGCAGCCAUUGACCCAGCGCAUGGUGAACGCCGUGGCCCUCGCCUUCCUGGUGGCCACGCGCCAUCCGCUGCGCCGGGACAUCGACAACGUGCUGCUUGCCAUGAAGGCCAUGUUGUACGCCGACAAGGCGCAGUUCAAGAAAGACGCCGAGGAGGUAGCGGCGCGCAAGCUUCCCGUCCUGGUGGCCAUCAGCGACAACGACAAGCUGAUCGACCUUCCCGUCAGCCUCGAGACGGUUGACAUCCUUGGCGGGUCCCCUGAGAGCACAUGGUACUACGACCACGACAGACAGCUCAAAAAGCGCGGAAACGGCAAUGGCCCUGUGAAGACUCUGCGCUUCGAGAAGGGCACGCAUUACCUGUUCACCCGCUGCGCCGACGUCAUCAACCAAGAGAUUCUCGAUUUGCUUAAGAGCACCACCAAGCUAUGACACGUUCGUCAAUGUUUAAAGAGAAACGAUCUUGCGACUUCGAUCGUCGGAAGACACUCAGUUCACGUUGCCCGGUGCACCGUUGGUGAUCCACGAGUUUUGUGAUGAUUGCCGCUUGUUGACUCCUCUGCCACGUGUCGCUCGUUUUAAUAUAUUUUUUAAAAUUAUUAUCGUGUCUUUGCGACUUGUCAGAUAGCAGAGCCCACGAGAUUCCGAUCAGCCGAUGUAGUGCUUAUACAGCGUCUACUGGCAGUCGUUCCUGGUUCGAUUUAAGGUAAGACUUCAUGCCGGCGAGCAAAAGAUAAGCGUUGACGAAAACAUUAUUCCAGAAGUUCUGCUCUCGAAUAUUUUCGUGCUGGCAUGUUCACAUGCGGCAACCGAAUUUUGAGUAAUUUAAUCUGCGGGGGAAAAAAAAGUUCGGCAGUAGCAUUAAGCAAUAGGCGAAAAAGCAAAAAAAACGAAUACUUUUAUCUCGUUUUGUUUUUAAAUCCUUUAAAUAAAUGUGAUUCUAUGGGACCAUCCAGACUGUGAAGCGGUACACGUUUUUCGAAAUGUACACGGGCCAGGUUAAAUGUUUAGAUGUCACACUGCGCUUUGCGGCGUCGUGGCCAUAACAGUGAAGAACACCACAGUGCAGUAUAUAUAGAGAAGUGCACGUUGCGAAUACGAGACAUUUCAAUUCUAACGCGACUCGUUUCGCGCGCAUGCGUGAACAUGCAUGCAGCUUUAACGUUGGUCGUGGCCGAGGGGCGCCCACUGCUUAUAUAUGGUGAUCACAUGCAAGUACACAGUACACAUCAUUUUAUUCGUGGCCCCAUUCUUGUGCAGCCUUUUCGCGACAUCCGUGUUUUCGGAAGCUUGUGUGCACCACACCUGUACAUGCACCGCCAGCCUUCUUCUAUACAUUGUUUGCACGCCGAACUGUGUGCGCUGUACGCCGUGUUGCCGUUUAUAUAGCUUUAUUACCUGUUGUUUCUUAAAAACGGGACUCCAUUUUGGCGCCCGACUGUUUCGAACUCCAGUGUUAUGGUGUCGUCACGUGUUGCUGCACUGCGUUGCUACCUCCUCCUUGUAUACUGCGUGCGACGAAACGUGUGACGUCGAGGCGCGCUGGUCUCGCCAUUGCUGAACGUUUCCUCCCACGUGACAGCACGCACUUUUCGCUGUGAAAAAAAAAAAACGCACAGACUCCGAAUGAGAGUCGAAGUGAAUCAAGUGCUAAGUAUGUUUGCAGUUGAACAAAAAGUGUACAAUAAAGGUGAUUUUUUUUUUUUUUUACCCUCAAGUGUUUUUGCUGUGACGAAAUUUCGCGCGUUUAUUUGAUUGCAAUGGUUCGUAUUUCCUUGUCUGUGGCAUUGUCGCGGGCUAUUUGGUAUAUUUGGAGGUUCUAACAGCGCUGAUUACAGGACAAUUAGGUAAAUGUCUAUUUCGUGCUGCGCACGGAAUAUAAAUGCACGAAAGGGAGACGGAAUUGUGACGUCAAUGACAGAGAAAUUUCAUCGAUUUCGGCAGCCAUGCCGCGCACGUGGACAGUCAUCUAAAAAUUCCAGCUUUCUCGUGCAUUAAUUAACAUUAGUGUAUUAAUUAACGGUGUGCGUCCACACGCUAUCUUUUAUGCUUCGAAGAUUUAGCGAGUCCUUUCCAUUCCAUACUUCCUUACAAUGGUUUCAUCGCUCAGCUCUUGGAAGGGCAUUCGCAUUCAUUGCAGUGCAAAGCGAGGUUGCUGCAUGUCCCUGUUUUUUAUUAAUUUUUUUAAAGAAUUUGCAUGUUCCCGCAGCCGGUCGUUAAUGCAGUGGCCCGUGUUUGGCGCUGUUAAAACUUCGAAAUAUUUUCUGGCAUUGAGAGUGUGCCCGAAACUCUACUAGCAGCUGUAAACGCGUUGUGCAGCCACCGGUUAGCGGCGAAUAAAAAUACGCUUCCCUUUGGCCAUGCUAUAUUGCGCAUAAAAUAUGCGCGCGCGUCAAGCACUUGCUUCUCCUUGAAAAUCUGAUCUUGUAGGCACAUG